Quercus lobata is the source of this 640-nucleotide messenger RNA. RefSeq lists its product as uncharacterized. NCBI's taxonomy places the organism in Eukaryota, Viridiplantae, Streptophyta, Magnoliopsida, Fagales, Fagaceae. The record is from RefSeq and is a predicted model, not a curated record. Bases 29 to 364 code for a protein of 111 amino acids. The transcript is spliced from 3 exons.
GCACGAAAUCAGGGGUUUGAGAAUUGUAAUGACAGGUCUUGGGCUUCUGCUUCUCUAUGGGAUGUUAGCUUUGGCUCAAGUGGUAGUGGUGGCAGUUGAUAUGAGUGAAAACUAUCUUCUUUCGAACCAACUGAAGUACAGUCAGCCCGGUCUGGUUGUCCUUCCUAACAGUUCAAUAUUGUUCACAAAUAUUGCAAAACCAACAGCACUGGUUCAGUGCAAAAAAUGCUCUCAACACCAAACCGAUAUCAACCCUAAGUACAUGUGUACCAAUUCAUAUGUAGGCAAGAACAAGGGAAAUUUUGUUCAAACAAAUGGCCAGCAUAGGGAAAUUUUUGGCUCAAGUGGUAGUGGUGGCAGUUGAUAUGAGUGAAAACUAUCUUCUUUCGAACCAACUGAAGUACAGUCAGCCCGGUCUGGUUGUCCUUCCUAACAGUUCAAUAUUGUUCACAAAUAUUGCAAAACCAACAGCACUGGUUCAGUGCAAAAAAUGCUCUCAACACCAAACCGAUAUCAACCCUAAGUACAUGUGUACCAAUUCAUAUGUAGGCAAGAACAAGGGAAAUUUUGUUCAAACAAAUGGCCAGCAUUGCAUGAAUGUGUAGAUAUGAAAUUAAAAGCAUGCUUCAGAGAGAGAGAG